Messenger RNA from Alnus glutinosa, 765 nucleotides. RefSeq lists its product as uncharacterized. Bases 156 to 521 code for a protein of 121 amino acids. NCBI's taxonomy places the organism in Eukaryota, Viridiplantae, Streptophyta, Magnoliopsida, Fagales, Betulaceae. The transcript has 5 exons. The record is from RefSeq and is a predicted model, not a curated record.
UAGAAUGUACAUAUGGACGUCUUUGUCCCUCAACAUUUAGCUUAAUGUCGCAACAGCCUUCUUAUUGUAGAACACUGGGACGAAGACUUUUCUCUUGAGGAGAAGAGUAGAGAAGGGGAUCUAAAUUCUACGGGAAAAGCUACGGGUCUGAGUCCAUGGCAGGGGCAGGGAGUUCCAUGCUUUAUUCCUUCCUUCUAUUCAUGGUCAUUCUCUCGCUUCAAGAAGUUUACAGAGGGAAGUUAGCGUCGUCUGAGCUGUUUACCAUACUCGGGGGGUUCACCAGUUCUCUUGUAUUUCUUGUGCUGCUGACUUUCAUUGGAAAUUUCCAGGAAACAUGUGGCGUGAAGACUGGGUGGGGUGCUGUCAUAAUAGCAGAAGCAGUUGCUCUCAUUGCUGCUAGCACAGUCCAUCGAGUUUGUAUCACAACAUGUUUCCUGUUCUCCGCUGGAUUUCUGUAUGAGGUCAACAAGCUUUCUGGGAUGGUGCUCACCAAAAGUGAAUCAAAAACAAAAAGGCUCUGAGAUUGGAAAUAAGUUUAUGAUGAUCUGCCGUUUUGAUUUUGCUGUUUCUUAUGGUUUUUAAGUAUCAUAUGGACAUUGUACCCAAGAAGACAGAAGAGUUUCAUUUUAACAGCAAUGGCCAUUUUUGCCCAGAGAUUAUUGAACAAAACACUAUCCACUCUUGCUACAAGGUGGCGGUUUGGUAGCCAGGUGCGCUUGCGUUGUGAGAACUUGUAAUCAAGAAGCGGUUAUUCUUCUACUUUCA